AUGAACGACUUUGCGUGGUUGUGCAGGCGCAUGGGGCCCUCCAACGCUGCAGGACCAGGAGCUGAUGGAGCACUUCAGAUGCAGCGAUGCGACGUGUGCGGUAAAACUUUCGCUCGAAAAGAUCACCUCAACGGGCACAAGCGCCUGCGACGUGUGUGGAACGACCUUCAACCAACCGGGCAACCUGGCGCGACAUCGCCGCGUUCACACAGGGGAGCGCCCGUUUCCGUGCGACUUUCCAGCGACCUCGCUGUCCACAAGCGCAGGCACACGGGCGAACGACCAUAUCCUUGCGAUGUUUGUGGAAUGGCUUUCAUCGAUGCCAGCAACCUCGCCACGCACAAACGCAGGCAUACGGAGCAACGACCUUAA
This is a messenger RNA of Gryllus bimaculatus (two-spotted cricket), 372 nucleotides long. The record is from the annotation of a GenBank genome assembly. NCBI's taxonomy places the organism in Eukaryota, Metazoa, Arthropoda, Insecta, Orthoptera, Gryllidae.